GGAGGAGGAGGAAGAAGAAGAGGAGGAAGAAGAGAAGGAAGAAAAGAAGGAGGAAGAGGAGGAGGAGGCCAGGGGGGGCCAUGGCGGCCACGGAGCUUGCACGCCAGGUGGGUGAAGGUUGCCGAACCGUUCCUCUUUCUGGCCAUGUCGGAUUCGAUAGCUUGCCUGACCAGCUGGUUAACAAAUCAGUUAACCAAGGCUUCUGUUUCAACAUCCUCUGUGUGGGAGAAACAGGUCUCGGGAAGUCGACGCUAAUGGACACACUCUUCAACACCAAGUUUGAAGGAGAUCCAGCUUCUCAUUCCCAGCCAGGAGUGCAGCUGAAAUCCAGUUCCUACGACUUGCAGGAAAGCAAUGUUCAUCUGAAGUUGACCAUUGUUAGCACGGUGGGCUUUGGCGACCAGAUUAACAAAGAGGACAGCUAUAAACCCAUUGUGGAAUUCAUUGAUACCCAAUUUGAAGCCUACCUACAAGAGGAGCUGAAAAUUAAGCGGGUGCUGCAUAAUUACCACGAUUCCAGGGUCCAUGCUUGCUUGUACUUUAUCGCUCCCACAGGACAUUCUUUGAAGUCCUUGGACUUGGUCACCAUGAAGAAACUGGACAGUAAGGUGAAUAUCAUUCCUAUUAUUGCCAAAUCUGACGCCAUUUCCAAGAGCGAGCUGACCAAAUUCAAAAUUAAGAUCACCAGUGAACUCGUGAGCAACGGAGUCCAAAUCUACCAAUUCCCUACUGACGAUGAAUCCGUGUCAGAAAUCAACGGAACCAUGAACGCUCAUUUACCUUUUGCCAUCAUUGGCAGCACAGAAGAAAUCAAGAUAGGAAAUAAAAUGAUGAAAGCACGUCAAUAUCCAUGGGGAAUAGUGCAGGUGGAAAAUGAAGCCCAUUGUGACUUUGUGAAACUCCGAGAGAUGUUGAUCAGGGUCAACAUGGAAGAUCUUCGCGAACAAACCCACACACGCCAUUAUGAGUUAUAUCGACGGUGUAAACUGGAAGAAAUGGGAUUUAAGGACACCGAUCCCGACAGCAAGCCAUUCAGUUUACAAGAAACCUACGAGGCCAAAAGGAACGAAUUUCUUGGAGAACUUCAGAAGAAAGAAGAGGAAAUGAGACAGAUGUUUGUCCAGAGGGUGAAAGAGAAGGAAGCAGAGCUGAAAGAGGCUGAAAAAGAGCUCCACGAGAAAUUUGAUCGUCUGAAGAAGCUGCACCAGGAUGAGAAGAAGAAGCUGGAGGACAAGAAGAAAUCCUUGGACGAUGAAGUCAACGCCUUUAAGCAGAGGAAGACAGCCGCUGAAUUGCUCCAGUCUCAGACUCAACAAGCAGGAGGUUCACAGACACUGAAAAGGGAAAAGGAGAGAAAAAAGUAAUUAAUCCCCGCUGUUUGCUGCAUGGUGCAUGCAUGGUGCAUGACGGCACCUUGUGUGGGUAAGAGGCUGUGACUAAACCCAAGAAGGCAAGGCAGUGCGACCCACAAACACACCUUGUGCCAGACCAGACACAAUCCUCCUGAAUCGUCCGACUCCUAGUAUUUUUUGGCCAUUCCCAACAUAGAGAUCUCUUCCAGUUACGCAUCCUUCCUUCUAAGUGAGAUGAAGGCAGGAAGAUGUUUUCCCUUCUCCGUCGGCUGUUUGAACUGCCAACCAAGAUUUUUUAAAGUGUUAUGUUUUUUAAAAAAAGUAUUAAAAAAAAAUCUU
Notechis scutatus (mainland tiger snake) is the source of this 1691-nucleotide messenger RNA. The record is from RefSeq and is a predicted model, not a curated record. Lineage: Eukaryota; Metazoa; Chordata; Lepidosauria; Squamata; Elapidae.